AUGUUUGCCCCUGCUGCAGCCCCCAAGUCUCAACUCGGCCGCUAUCGCCUGCUAGCACCUACAGCCGGCGUUAAAGUGAGCCCGCUAUGCCUAGGAGCGAUGAAUUUCGGUGAAGGAUGGAAGGCAAGACUCGGCGAAUGCGACAAGGAAACCUCCUUCAAGAUCCUAGAUACAUACUACGACAACGGAGGAAAUUUCAUUGACACAGCCAAUAACUACCAAUCCGAAGACUCAGAGAAAUGGUUAGGCGAAUGGAUGGAAGCCCGCGGCGUUCGCGACCAAAUCGUCCUCGCAACGAAGUAUACAACAGGUUUCCGCAGCCAUGUCCCAUCAGAGAUCCAGGCGAACUUCGUUGGCAAUAAUGCCAAGAGUGUGAAGUUGUCUGUGGAGGCUAGUCUGAAGAAGUUGCGGACGGAGUAUAUUGAUUUACUCUACGUCCACUGGUGGGAUUUCGCCACAUCGAUCGAAGAAGUAAUGACUUCUUUAAAUCAACUGGUCAUUUCUGGGAAGGUCUUGUACCUCGGUAUCAGUGAUACGCCCGCGUGGGUUGUCACCAAGGCGAAUCAAUACGCCCGCGACCACGCCCUGCGCCCCUUCUCGGUCUACCAAGGAAAAUGGAACGCCGCAACCCGCGAUUUCGAACGCGACAUAAUCCCCAUGGCUGCAUCUGAAGGAAUGGGCCUCGCACCAUGGGGAUCCCUCGGCGGUGGCGCCUUCAAAACCGAAGCUCAACGCGAAGAACUCUCCAAAUCAGGUAAUCCAGGACGACAAGUCCCACCCAGCGCGACUGAUAUCGCUGUCUCUAAGGUCCUUGAAGCUGUUGCGGCGCGGCAUGGGACUGUUAUCACUAGUGUGGCGCUUGCGUAUGUGAUGCGCAAGGCGCCGUAUGUUGUUCCUAUUGUUGGGGGUCGGAAGGUUGAGCAUCUUUUGGGGAAUAUUGAGGCCUUGGGUCUUGAUCUUUCUGAUGAGGAUGUUGCUGAGAUUGAGGGAGCUUAUGAGUUUGAUAUUGGGUUCCCUAUGAAUUUCUUAUUCAGGGGAGCUCUUAAGGAGGCGCAUCCUUCUAACAGUACGUUUGUUAAUUCUGUCGUUAAGCUUGAUACUCCGGAUUUGGUGAGGGCUGUUAGGCCCAAGAAGUUGGAUGAGUAA
This is a messenger RNA of Penicillium antarcticum, 1146 nucleotides long. RefSeq names its product aldo/keto reductase. The record is from RefSeq and is a predicted model, not a curated record. The coding region runs from base 1 to 1146 and encodes 381 amino acids. Lineage: Eukaryota; Fungi; Ascomycota; Eurotiomycetes; Eurotiales; Aspergillaceae. The transcript has 5 exons.